CAAGCAACGUGCGUCAUCACGUACCAAAACAGCUCGCGGCCACGUUUCCAAGCGCUCACGGAGUUGUAGGAUGAUGCGUUCACGGGGUUUUAUCGCUCCUGCCGAGCAUUGCAGUUCGGUCGCCUAGAUGCGUUGUUUCUUCUCUGAAGGUUUUACAUAUAUUAACAAAUAAAGCGGGCUCUCUGUCGGCAGGGCUGACCCAUUUCAUGUUCUACUGCUGCUCUGACAGAAGCUACGGGAACACCACUUGUUCAGUCACUGUAGGGUCACGCGCAGGAUGCACAUUUUAUCUUCUGCACAUUCCCAGACAGGAUGAUCUACAUCAUAAUGGGAGUCUCUGGCUCUGGAAAAACCAGUUUAGGGACGUUCCUUUCUGAAAAGCUUGGCUGGCCCUUCUAUGAAGGCGAUAACUUCCACCCACAAGAGAACAUCAAGAAGAUGGCUUGUGGUGAACCACUUACAGACCAGGACAGAUUUCCGUGGCUUCUCAAACUACACGAAAUCAUUGAGAGAGAAAGGUGUUCAGGCUCAGACGCUCUUAUAGCUUGUUCAGCUCUGAAGCACCUCUACAGGCAGAUCCUCCUCCAUGGCUCCACGGCAGUGGCUCCAAAUAUUUGCCCUCACCACAUAUCUCCAUCCUCUCCAGAGGUCUUCUUCCUCUACCUGCUCGGUGACUACGAUCUCAUUCACCAGAGGAUGGUGGCCCGGCAGGGACAUUACAUGAAAGCAGAUAUGCUGCGCUCCCAGUUUGAUAUUUUGGAGCCUCCAUCAGACGAGGAGAACGUGCUCACCCUGGACAUCAGGAGGAGCCUGGGUGAGAUGGUCCUGGAAGUUGAGAAGCACAUUGAAAGCCUGAAGCUGAAGCUGGAACCACUGCAGCAGACUGAGAACGCAACAUUUCUUGGGUAAACUAAGCCGGGUUUUGCUGCAGUGUCUUGAAAAGAUCAUAAUAUCCAGAUGUCUCAUGAUCAUCUUUCCUGAUUUCUUCUCUUACGUUUUAAAAUGAAAAAAUAGAUUAAGUUCAGGAUUGAUUGCUGAGUCUUUAUGUUGGGAUCCGCAGUCUGAUAAAGGUUAACUUUAUGAUCAAAUACCUCCACGGUAAGGACAUUCCUGUCGUCUUAUCAGCAACGAAAGAUGUUUAACAUGCAGACUGCAAUGAAAAAAAAAGGUUUUAAUAUUUCUUACAUGGUGAAAUAAAAAAGUAUUUGACAAAA
Girardinichthys multiradiatus is the source of this 1214-nucleotide messenger RNA. RefSeq names its product probable gluconokinase. The record is from RefSeq and is a predicted model, not a curated record. Gene Ontology annotation, molecular function: gluconokinase activity. The transcript has 6 exons. Gene Ontology annotation, cellular component: cytoplasm. The coding region runs from base 313 to 909 and encodes 198 amino acids. Lineage: Eukaryota; Metazoa; Chordata; Actinopteri; Cyprinodontiformes; Goodeidae.